Benincasa hispida (wax gourd) is the source of this 1059-nucleotide messenger RNA. NCBI's taxonomy places the organism in Eukaryota, Viridiplantae, Streptophyta, Magnoliopsida, Cucurbitales, Cucurbitaceae. The record is from RefSeq and is a predicted model, not a curated record.
AUGUUGGAUGAGGAUUUUCAUAAAACUAAGACCAAAAGAAGAUUGAAAAAGAAAGAUGUUCCAGUCGUGCCUUUAGAUAGUAUAACAUACCACUCAGAGGGUAUUGCUAAGAUGUGGAAGUUUGUAGUAAACAAGAGGAUUGUUGUUGAAAGAGAUCUCUUUGAACAAGCACAAAACUAUCUAGAAAUUAUGAAUUUAUUUGUAAAGCCUAGUAUUGUUUGCUCUGUGUUAAACUUUGGGCCAUACUACCCACAAUUGGUUUGUGAAUUUUAUGUAAAUCUCUCUCACCAGUUUGAUAAUGAAGGAAGUCUGGACUAUAGAAAGGUCCAUGUGAAUGAGCAUUGCUUUGUAUUUUCAGCCUAUCUCAUUAACAGGUUUUUGAAUUGCCAAGUUCCUGAAAAUGUUACUGAACAACGAUCAUUUAUGUCCGAUCUUGUUUUUGAACUCACAAGGAGAGUCAAACGUGCUUGGCCCAAGAAAGAUCAAUUGCCUUGCUCUGAUCUCAGUGUGAAAUAUGUAUUGCUUCAUAAGAUAGGGAUUGAAAAUUGGUGCCCAUCUUCUCACAAAUAUAGUCUCUCUACUCCAUUGGAAAAUCUUUUGUAUCAAAUUGGCACAAUGGAAAAAUUCAACUAUGGUAUCUUUAUCCUCAAUCAAAUUAAACGUCAUAUUGCUUCUCAAGCUACUAAAGUUCCCUUUAGGGUUAGCAAUGGGGCGGGGAAGGGUUCUCCGUCCACUUACUCGGACAUUCCUAGACCUCUUCCCCCUGCUCUGUCCUUUAGCUACAUAUUGUAUAAGGUAAAACAUGUUCCUGGCCUGGUUCAUAUUGAUGUCUUUGUAACUGAAAGUGGUCCGAUUAUAAAAUUUCUUUUGACUCCAUGCCGAAAAAAGGGGAUGCAUGGGCUGGCAAAUAAAUCAAUUGAUCUUGGAAGUUUGGCCCAUAAUAUUUAUGCUCGGAACACUGAGGUGGAUGACGUGUUGAAUUUUCUUCGUAGUACUUUAGAUUGUCCUGAACAGGGUGGAAGCUCUGGUGCACAGGAUAAUAAUGUGGUUGAGUAUUGA